AGAAAUCUUGUAAGCACUGCCCCCUCUGCAUCAUGCACGUGCGCGCAUGCACGGCCACACACAUUUUAAAGUAAUUAAGUUCGUUUUCAGGGCAGGCGGUGCCCGUGAAGUUGAUAAUCUUGUCAGCAAGGGAUGUUUGUAUGCUACGUCCCUUUUUUUUUUUUUCGGUUGCUGAUUUGAUCGAACAUGUGACUGUAUUAGACGCUCACAUGGCUGCGGUGGCUGCAUGAUCCGCUUUACUUCUUUAAAGUCCGGUGAUCGGUAGCUCCCCUCGGCAGCGACCAUCCGGAGCUGAGGACCGCUGAAAAACACAGCGCGUACCCGGACAAAUCAUGGCGAACAGCGGGCAGAAGGUUGUGCUGAUCACCGGCUGCUCCUCCGGCAUCGGGUUACGAAUCGCCGUCACGCUGGCCAAAGAUGAAAAGAAGCGUUACCAUGGUAAAUGCGCUUUCCUCUACAUUCUUUUCUUAAUCGGGACCUAUUUGUAGCAAGCCUGUAAUGUUGAGGGUCGCUUGAGAACCGAUUCCGUGUUUACUUUUCGCUGCAGAGCUGUGCUGUUGCAUGCAGACACUUUUACGCAGAAAGUUCGGUUGAGAUUCAUGCGCAGCUCUUUCUUAGCGACUUAGUGUAGAGUCCGCUGAAACUGCUAACCCCUGUAAUAUCGGAUCCAUAUCCUUUUGUAAGGAUUGGGAUUCAGUCUCCCCUUUGGUUCAACUAUUAUCAUUUGAAAGCGCAGUUUCCAGGGUAGGGCUCUGCGAGGAUGCCGCUUGCCAGGCGGAAUCAUAAAAGGAGUCUUGUCAGUUCUCUUUCAAGUGACUUCUCCCACACAAAGACCCCUUUUAUCGCUGUGAAUUGUAGACCGCCUGCUCCGGUUUAGUGCCGUGUCUAAUGUGCCUAUAGUCCCCUCACUGGGGCGAGUGUUGAAAGGGGGACAAAGUUUGAGACCUGUACAAGCGAGGGUUCAAUCUGAAGCAAGGGCCUUGUUUGAAGUCUUCAUUGGUGCACAGUAGAGUUAGGGUGUCCCUCUCUGACAUUGUUGCUCUGUGCGUCUUCUCCCCUGCUUCCCAGCCAUCAUUAAUGUCAUUGUAGGGAUUGGACAUCCAAAGGAUGACAUGGAGCCUCAGACAGAAUUACAUUAGACCAUCUUCCCACCCCCACCCCUGCUAGUAAGAGUCUUGUCUUCAAGACCCCCCCUUGUAUGAGGCUUAAUGCAGAAUUACAUAAUUGGUUUCAGGCCUACAGUCAGUAAGUUGACAAUGUUACCCAUGACUGCAUUAUCUUAUAGGUCUCUGGCUGAACAAGUUUUAACCAGGUUACAAUAGACUAAUAAUAAUAACUUAAUUUGUAAUAUGACCUCUAAAACCAGAUCAGAUAUAGCAGAAUAAAUAACAGCCAUAGUUAUCCAAACAUUCCUGUUGUUCUUAAAGGACUUUAAAAACCACUGCCAGGGUUUUUACAAUGUUUUGUUAGCUAACAAAGAACGAUAACACUCAGGUCUCUGGCUGAAUGAGUUUUAACCAUGUUAUGAUAGGCUGAUAAUAAUAAUGACUUUAUUCAUAAUAUUACCUUUAAAACCAGAUCAGAUAUAGUAGAAUAAAUAACAGCUAUAGUUGUCCAAACAUUCCUGUUGUUCUUAAAGGACUUAUGAAACCACUGCCAGGGUUUUUACAAUGUUUUGUUAGCUAACUAAGAAAGAUAACACUCGUUUGAUAACCCUAUCUUUGUGGGUCACCUGAUUCUGAUGGGAUUUACGAACAUCAAGUAGAGGAAUUGAAAAAAAAAACAAUUGACUGCUUUCUUAACAGUGGUUUGUGCUUUUUUUCAGCAUUGAGACACUUAGUCAAUAAAGCCACUUAGCAAUUAAGUUGAUCUGUUCUUUUCCAUAAAUCUUUAGGAAAUCCAGCCGAGAUUAAACAUUGCAUCGAGCAUAGAGGAAUAAUCAGCUGCAGCAACAUGUGCUUAACUCAGAGAGAACACUCCCCCUCUAAAAAGAGACCCCCGUUCUUUAAUGUGAUUCAUUCAAGAAUGUUUAAGCGGCCCAAGAGUUAUUCCUGCAGGAGCCAGAGGAACAAUGGAUCUCUUGUUCACUUCUCCACGAAUGCAUAAAUCUCUCUUUUGCUUUGUGGACACACAGAUCUUUAAUCAGAAGAUUAGGCUUAAUUACACUCCUUGAGACAUCACUGUUGCAGUUUGCUGAUUUCUCCUUUCAAAGACAAGCUGCAAGGUGGGAAAAAAAGCAUUUUUCAAAGGGAAGGAGGCAAACUUCAAAAACAGGAAAUGUUAGAUGGUAAACACUGUGUGGUUUUUGCCCCCUUAUCUGCCAAGGACAGCAGGUAGAUUCAAAUGUAUGUGUGAACAAAGGGUUGUUUACUCUAAAUGAUUGCCAUUGUGCAACAGCACUGUCUUCCUUUACUCUGCUAGAUAACGUCAGUCAGAGAAGUGUUAGCACAUCACAUACCACGGAAGAGGCCACAGAAGCCAGAGUGAACACUGUGCUGAUAGCUGCUGUCACUGGCCAUGAUAGAUUCCUGAGCUGUAUGUAGGUUAAUGUUGUCCAGUGUUUAAAGUUCACAGGAAAUCAAUUCUGUGUCCCGUAAACUGACAGGCGUGGUCACUGCUAAGAACUUUGACCCUCAUGUCUAGCUCUGUAACAGCUCUGAGUGUGUGCAUGUGCAGUUUUUUUUGUUUAUGUGUGUUUGCAGGAGUUGGUGUUCCCACAGGUCAUUGGUUCCACUCUCCUGUGUUACUUCAUCAGUGUUUUUCCUCUGAACUACCAUGCAGAAAUGAUAAUAAUUUCACAGCCAAACUUCACUAUUUAUUGUUGAAUGAAGACAAGUGAAGUUGAAGAAUUAAUUAUUAAAAAUACUGAUGAUUUGGAUCUCUCCAUGAACUCAUUUACUUAUUUUUGAAGUAAUGCAGUCAUAUUGUCCGAACAAACUGGUGAAAAAGGCUGGCUCUGUGGUUGGACUCAAGUUGGACUCAGUGGAGGAUGUGGUGGAGAGUUCUACACUGAGGAGGUGGAGACUAUCCCAAAGAACAUGGAUCACCCACUUCACAACACCUUGAUGGACCAAAGGGCCAAUGGUGGUGAACGGCUCCUCUCUCUUUGCUGCAGGACAGAAAGAUUCAGAAGAUCUUUUGUACCAACAGCCAUCAGACUUUAUAACUCUUGUGUAAAUAGUAGAUAACUUCUAAAGACAUAUCAAGUGAGACAACAGGCAAUUGAAUUUCCCUUCAGGGAUUAAUAAAGUUCUUCUUAUUCUUAUUCUUCUUGUGAAGUUCUUAUCUUUCUCUUUGUGCCUCUUCCUUUCAGUCAUCGCCACCAUGAGGGACCUGAAGAAGAAGGACAAGCUUGUUGAAGCAGCAGGCGACACAUAUGGCAAAACCUUGGUGUUGCUCCCGCUAGAUGUGUGCAGCGACGAGUCUGUCAAACAGUGCAUCAACAAUGUGAAGGACCGCCAUAUUGAUAUCCUGAGUGAGUGACGCUCACCUGAAACAAAGCCACCAUCUGAUCCUUUUCAGUGAUUUGGCUUCUUUCAACCCCUCUUUGGAUUGAAAUAUGAGCUUGAAUUUUGUUUUAUUUCUAUUGACAUUUAUCCAGAAGUUGCCCAUACAACCUUUAGUUUUUGAUUGUAAACUGUAUGACCUAAUUCAGUCUCUCAGUUUCAUGUGGGAACACUGAACCAAAUGCUUACAACACCCUUAUCUUUCCACUGAACUAGAUUAAGAUCAACAUAAACAUUAAUGGCAUACUCUCUCCUAUUUCUUGUAAUCUAAUCAUUUUAAACAGGAAAGCCUCACUGAGAUUUAAAAGAAAAACCUUGUACACGAGUGUCCUAGCCAAGACAGCAGCAGGAUCUUUAACAAAGUUACAGACAUACAGUUACAUAAUGAAUAUAAGUCAUCAUUUAAAGGAUCUAUAGCCUGAUGCACAUUCCUCUAACACCGUCAAUCUGCUUUUAAAAACAUGUAUAGAGACCAACUCCCUCAGAGCCAAGUUCUCUUAAAGGGGAUUUCAAGCUGCAUGAGCAGUUCAUCUAUAACUUUUUUUGACCCAUUUCACGGUGCACGUUAGGGACAGAGAGCAAGACUAAGUCAUGUGACUGAGUCAAAGAGCGAAGACUGUAGCCUCCAGCAUUUUUCAAGGUAAUGUGAUUACGUAAAUGAGGAAGUACAGUAAAUAUCCUACAGGAAUUCUCACCACAGUGCUGUUACUCAAGUUCUAAACAAAAUUUAAGUACAGGGUCUGAAAGAAUAAAAAGUGUUCCGACUCUUAGAGUGCUUUCCUCUCUGGUUUUGGGGUUAAAAUCCAGAGUUAGUGGCCACAGGAGAUUUAAAGAGUUUUGAAACUCAAGAUGACGAAUAGUUUCUAUUUUUCCUUUUAUGUGAGAUCUUUCUUCCCGUACUUCUCAUUUCUUGUUCUUAACUUUUCUUUCAAUCACUCACUCUGAAGACCAUUAAUUAAAUCACCUUUUACAUGUGACAGGGUUAAAGAGUUUGUUGGAUUAAUAUCUUAAGAAAAGGUAAUUCUUCUCAGUUCUUGCAUUAAAACCCUCAAUCUGGAUAAAAGUUCUAUAUUUAAACCUGCCUCCAUUUUACUCUAAAUCCAACUCACAUCCCCCCUCACCUAAUUACUCAAGACUGAGAGGCCCUUCAACAUGGACUAGUGUUACAUCACACGUCUGUGUUGUUGUCGCACACUGACAUCUGGUGGUAACUUCAAGUUUCACCGUCUUGAAAGAGAAACAUAUUUUACUAAAAUCAAGUGCACAUUGAGCAGAAGUUAUUUCAUAUGUGAAGAACCAGUUUGUUGAACUUGUUAUGAAAUCCAAGUGUUUUGAGUUCGUACAGUUUGUUAUCCGUAUCUUUGUGUUUUCAGUCAACAACGCAGGUGUGGGUCUGCUGGGUCCGGUGGAAAGCAUCAGUAUCGAGGAGAUGAAAAGAGUGUUUGAGACCAACUUCUUUGGUGUCGUCCGCAUGAUCAAAGAAGUGAUGCCAGACAUGAAGAAGAGGCGUUCAGGACACAUUGUGGUCAUGAGCAGUGUCAUGGGCCUUCAAGGUAUGAUUUUGACUCUAAAUUAUCAUAACAGUGUGAAAUUAACAUCCAGUUGAGUCUUCCCCAAACACUGAAAAAAGCUGUGUAGCAAAAUAUGAUAAAACUAUUCAUUUUGUGUCCUGCUUCUUUAGGAGUGGUGUUCAAUGAUGUGUACACUGCAUCUAAGUUUGCCAUGGAAGGUUUCUGUGAGAGUAUGGCUGUGCAACUGAUGAAGUUCAAUAUCCGGUAGAUUACCCUCUUUGCUUUGUUCCUCCUUCACAUCUGUCUUUGCUUUAAAUGUGAAUGCUCACUCAACAUGACUCUCUCUGCAUGUGACUGCCUUCAGGUUGUCAAUGAUCGAGCCCGGCCCUGUGCACACUGAGUUUGAGACAAAGAUGAUGGAGGAUGUGGCUAAAAUGGAGUAUCCGGGGGCUGAUGCUGACACAGUUCGUUACUUUAAAGAUGUUUACCUGCCAUCAUCCAUAGACAUAUUUGAGGCCAUGGGCCAGACACCAGAGGACAUAGCCAAAGUAGGGGAACUAAGUUUCUAACUCACAUUUUGGUGAAUGAAAUAUGAUACAAUCAUUCAACUAAUGUACAAGACCCAAAUAAUUCACAACUUUCUGCUCUUUCUUAUCUCUCCAGUGCACUAAAAAGGUUAUUGAGUCAAGCAGUCCUCGCUUCAGGAAUCUGACCAACAACCUCUACACACCCAUUGUGGCCUUAAAGUAUGCAGAUGAGACUGGAGGCCUGUCUGUCAACACUUUCUACAACUUACUCUUCAAUUUUGGCCCUCUUAUGCACAUCACAAUGAGCAUCCUCAAGUGCCUGACAUGCAGCUGCCUGCGUAGACGCACCAUCUCACCUAACUGAAGACAGUGUCCUAUACUUCCUUAUAUCCUCACCCUCUCAGUUUGUUAACCUCACCCAUACCCUACUGAGGUUAUCGGCUCAGCAGGUAGAGUAGACCCAGAUACCUUGGGGGAGAGAGGGAGCUAUUUAGUUCAAAGACAGUGCCAGGAUAAGCUUUGCCAGAAAACAUGCACAAUUGCACAGUUUUUUUUUUUCAUGGGGGUGGAUGCAGAAUGCACACAUACACAUAAAACAGAAAUAAAAACAAUAUGCACAAUGGAUUAUUGUACAUGCAUAUUGUGAAGCAAUAUCCAUGACUUAGUCCUUACUUUAUGAAAGGAAAUAAAUGUAAUAUAGGUCGGUAGGUGUGUAUUUUGUUUUAAUAAAACACACACAUGGGUUAUGAUAAUCUGCCCUACGUACAGACAUCAAAAGCACAAAAUGAACUCGGUUACAGUGAGAAACAGGAAAAUGAUACAGAAGUGUAGCCUGGAUAACUUUACACUUUGGCUCCUAAAAAGUUUGAGACAAAUGAAAGAGUCAGAGUGAAUAUAUCUGCCUUAAUUCUGUUGUACCUUUAUUUUCAUGUUUGCCUUAACAUAGUGUUCUCAUGGUCAUAGCUGCUGUUGAAUCAUAUUUUUAAUCUUUUGAUAAAUUGAAUGUUUUUGGUUUUAAAGGUUUUGUGAAGGGUUUGGUCGGACAUUUUAAAAAUAGAAUCUUGAUUUAGAAAUAAACACAACUCUGAUCUAUCCUCCAACGUAUGCUUUUAUUUUCUAAGGAUGACCACUAAAAAAAAUUUGAUCAUGCAGGGAAAUGGUUCACUUGUUUUUUAAGGUCCUGCUUUUUGUCUGCAAGAGCGCCUUUGCACCAAGAGGGGGCAGUAUUUCACAGUUUUUCCCAGGCAGGCAACCUGUGGCUGUCCAGGGAGCAGAGAUGAAGCUGAAGUGUAAAGGAAUUUGUUUCCAGUGGCUUGAGUUUGACAAAUAUUAUGUAAUUAAAAGUCAAAGUUUUAGACAAUAACCGCAGAGUGUUGCAGAUAUGAAACACUGUUUUCUCCUGCAAAUUUUCCUCAUUCAUGUGAUGUUAAAAAUGUAACAUGUUUCAGUAAUUCAGUCCCAGCAUCAGUCCAUACUCAGAACUUUAAUUAUAAAUCAUAAAAAUAAAAAAUCUCUGAUUAUAAUGUUA
Molecule: messenger RNA, 7072 nt
Organism: Xyrichtys novacula (pearly razorfish)
Lineage: Eukaryota; Metazoa; Chordata; Actinopteri; Labriformes; Labridae
Source: the annotation of a GenBank genome assembly